Periconia digitata is the source of this 2808-nucleotide messenger RNA. Lineage: Eukaryota; Fungi; Ascomycota; Dothideomycetes; Pleosporales; Periconiaceae. The record is from the annotation of a GenBank genome assembly.
UCCGCCAUCAUGGCCGGUAAGCUCACCCGUCGUUUUUGCCCUCUGCGCCGCCACGCGCUCCCCUCACGUCCGUUGCAUUUCUCCGCCUCUGUGCGAUGCAUCCGCGUCUGCCUUGCGCAGAAGAAGCUGAAGAGGCUAACAUUAUUAUUUACAGACGAGAUUCGCCGUUCCGGACGCGCCAACAAGGGACACCACACUAAGAAUGCGGAUGCCCUAGAUGAGCCCGUCUCGAAAUCCAAAUCCAAACCCAAGCCCGAGAAGAAGGGUCAACAAGCGGCCGCCGCCACCGACAAGCGGCAGCCCACGCGCUCACAGUCUGCCCAGAGCGAAGACAACAACGACGAGGAGGACGAUGCCGUCAUUCGCUGUGUCUGUGGAGAGCAGCGCGAUAUCCGAGGCCGCCAGAUGAUCUGCUGUGACCAGUGCGAGGUAUGGCAGCACAAUCAGUGCCUCGAUCUGCCUGAGGGAGAAUACUGGGACAAUCGGAGUUACUAUUGCGAGAGGUGCAAGCCCGAGGACCACCGGGAGUUGCUCGCCGCCAUGGAGCGUGGCGAGAAGCCAUGGAACCGCAAAAGCAAAAAGGGCAAGAAACCCCCCAGAUCUCGACCGAGUGAUGUCAAGAAAGAGAGGCCCUCGUCUCCCUCAUCCUCGCAUCGACAUACUCCCGCUGCCACCCCUGCCCCUGCCUCUGUUUCUGCUGCUGCUCAAACUCCCACUCCUGCCCCGGCUCCUGCGAGUCCAGCUCCCGCUUCUACUCAAAAGUCUUCGGUUCCUCCGGCGCCCAUUACUGUGCCCGUGGCAGCCCCUCACGACCCAUCCAAUGGCAAAGAGAAGACCAAAAAGGAUACCCCAAAGAGCCAACCUCAAUCCCCUCUAGGCGAGAAACGCCGCCACGAGCCCGUUCCCGAGAAAGCAAACGCGAGCAAGAAAAGGAGAAAGUCGAGCGCGCCUACUGUUGAAAAAUCAACCCCUCCGACAACCGUGGCCACCGAGUUCGACAGCCUCCCGCCCAUGCAAAAGCCUCUGGCGCAAAAGCUCAGGGAUACCCUUGGUCCUUUGAUCGACACUGCGGCAGUCUCUCGUGGCUACAAGAUACCUGAAGGUGAAAGCUCUACAUCCAUUGCUACAAAACUCGCUCUAGAGAUCGAUCACCACGCUUGCAUUCAUCAUGGCGCUCCGUCCAACUCCGAGGCUCCAUACAUCAAGCAGCUUAGGAGUAUCAUGUUCAACGUAAAGAACAACACAAUCCUGAUAGACCGAUUGCUCUCAGGUAGUCUCACAUCCGAAGAAUUCGCCUCUAUGGGUGCUGAGAAGAUGGCCAGCGAGGAGAGGCUAAAGGAGGACGCCGCGAUGAGAGAGGCAAACGAGAAACAAAUUGUUCUUACGGGCGAGACCGGCCCGCGACUUCGUAAGACCCACAAGGGUGAAGAGUUGGUCGGUGGAGACGAUGCCCCCUUGAACGACGACUUCAGGGCUCCUCCGAGACGCGACAGAGAAGAAGUGGUGGAUCCGAAGCCAUCGGUUCAGCAAUCUCCUCCCCGUGAUGGCCAGGCAAUUGUGGAACUUCCCGAAGAUCUUGGCCAGCGCGCACCGCUCGCUAUUGAUACAUCUGGUACCCCAGUUGAUGGCGUGCGACGCACAUCUAACUUCGACAUCAACUCAGUCUUCGACAAAGUCCGCUCACCUCAAGCCGACCAGCAAGCAUUUCUUCAACGUCGUCAAAGUACGAUCAAGCCCCAGGAUACGCCCAGGCAAGGUCCUGGUGACGAUGCAGAUAUCGACCGACUUUUGAAAGACGAGGAUCAAGAUGUGCAUAUGGGUGGGACUGAUUCGGGCGUCGUGUGGCAAGGCAACCUGCAGAUGCAACAGAUGGAGCCAUUUGAAGCCACGGCCCGAUUUGUAGCUGGCGGUGACUUUGGACAAGUUGUGCCUUGGAGCAAGCUGCUGCCCACGGUUCUGCCGGUCAAGGGCCGGAUUGAGAACAAGAAAGGUGAUGACUAUAUAAGAAAUCUAGCUUUCACCGGCAGUCAUGAUGUGUGUGUGCUCGCCCUUACGCCCACGUCAGCUGAUGGCCGUGGCUCUUUGGAUACCAUCUACAGCUAUUUCCACCCGCGACAGCGAUGGGGAGUGAUUCCUGUCCCUGCUGGCGAGAAUGAGAUCGUGCGCGAUCUGUAUGUCGUACCGCUUGAGCCCGGACCUAGCAGUCUACCCCCGUUCUUGGACAUGCUCGAGUACUGCGUCAUCGAAACACCCCGCAAAGAGCCCAUGAUGCUUCUCGCACUUGUCGCAAAGCUUCCCGAGUCCAAAUCCACAGAUGCCCAUGCAGUGCAAACCCCAUCUGUGUCAGCACCUCCACCAGGUCAGGCUUCCGGAGGUCCACCCAACGGUGCGAGCCCGUCCCCACUUACCAACCCUCACGGCCCUCAAUACUCGCCCAUGGCCCCGUCGUUCCCUCCCAGCCCUGCCUUCAACAAUGGCAACACCAACAGCUUUCAGCACGCUCCUCCACCACAUAGUGCCAAUAAUGGUUACAGUCAUACGCAGCCGGGCGCGCAGAUGCCCUCGGGCCCCUCUCCGACUCCGCCUGCCCCUGCCCCAUUCUCCUCGCUUGCCAUUCAAUACCUCGGUCAAUAUCUCCAGGCUCCUGUUAUUUCCAGGAUCUUGGCUAGCAGUGAAGGUGGCGCGACAAUGACGGAGGAACAAAUGGCCAACCUUCGGCACAUCAUGGAGACGGUACCUCAGGCGCAGCAUGACUUCGCCGUCUUCCAAGAGCACCUGGCUACCUCGUUCAAACCGAUUCAACAAUAG